Molecule: messenger RNA, 531 nt
Organism: Fusarium vanettenii 77-13-4
Lineage: Eukaryota; Fungi; Ascomycota; Sordariomycetes; Hypocreales; Nectriaceae
Exons: 3
Coding region: 1-531 (176 amino acids)
Biological process (GO): endoplasmic reticulum to Golgi vesicle-mediated transport
Source: RefSeq, a predicted model, not a curated record
AUGGCGCAACGAUUCGGCGCCUCAUCGCUUCACCAGCGCGACUCGCGCAGCGCGCUGUUCGAGGGAUACACUGGGGAUGCGGCCUCGCGGCGGCCCGUCAGCGCCAGCCCGAGCCGCGGGUACGGCUACGGCGGAUACGGGGCUCCUUCGCCAUCGCCUCUCGGGGCUGGAGGGUAUGAUGGCGGUGCGGCCGCGAGGGGUGGGUUUAGGUCUGCGACGCCGAACCGGAGGGGACAGUACAGCGACGCUGUGUUGAAUGAGCUGGAGAGUCAGAAUGAUGCGCAUGUGGAGGGUAUCCUCGGCAAGGUCAAGGUGUUGAAGGAUAUGACGGUCGCCAUCGGAGACGAGAUCCGCGAAUCCUCAGCCCUGGCCGAGAAGAUGAACGACACAUUCGACUCGACACGAGUCCGCCUCCGCGGCACCAUGAACCGAAUGCUCCUCAUGGCCGAGCGAACCGGUGUAGGCUGGAAGGUCUGGAUCGCCUUCUUUGCUGCCGUCAUCCUGCUCUUCACCUACGUGUGGCUCUUCUAA